CUGAAAGUUAUUUCAAUACAAAAAACUUUCAAACAUUGAAACAAACGAUCGAAUCGUUUGAUUCAAUCCAUUGUCGCAUCCAUUGUGUUGUCCAUCACUUUUGGCACCAAUUUGUGAGUUCGCAGACAAUGUGUCCACAAAUUGGCCGUCAGUUCCGACCGUCGCGUAUAUCAGAGAAGAGAUUUCUCAUGAGAUUAGAGGUUAACAACGAAUGGGAGAGCCUUUGGGCUGAGAUCUGGCAAAUGGUUCAGACGUCGCAGACAAUGACCACUUCAUCGCUGCCGCCGUUGUCUUCGUAUCACAUGAAUUACAUGAAUGGCAGUCCAGCGCCGCCAAUGCAGCCGAUGGUCAACCACUCGACCAUUGGGUCGACGCCAUCGGCGGUGACGACAGCGCAACACAUGGCCAACGGCUCGACGCCCACCGACUCACUGGUGCUGUCGUCGAUGGUGUGCCCGACGAUGGCGUCGCUUCAGUCGCAACCGUCGCUCACAUCACCGCUGGAACAGCCGAUGAACGCCGCACUCCGGGCGCAGUCCUUCCAGACGUGUUCGGAACAGACAAACAACUCAUGCGAACCAAUGGUUAAUCACAAGCAAUGCGUUUCUGUCAUUACAGCCAAUGGUGUGGAACAGCAGACGACACAGUUCGCCACCGCUUUCCAGAUCCGUUUGCUUCUCGCGUGUCAUACAAACAAA
This is a messenger RNA of Medioppia subpectinata, 698 nucleotides long. The record is from the annotation of a GenBank genome assembly. NCBI's taxonomy places the organism in Eukaryota, Metazoa, Arthropoda, Arachnida, Sarcoptiformes, Oppiidae.